AUGCAACCGGCGGAGCACGGCGGCGGGCCGGCGGCGCCGCCGCAACGCCGCCCCCCGGUGUUGGUGAGGGCGGCGAUGAGGGUCUCCAGGGCGAGAUGGUACGCCUUCCUGAGGAGAGUCUUCCGCCACCAGAACGGCCCCGUUGGGGGAGACUCAUCGGCCAACCCGUUCGGUUCUUCGCUGUGGGCGGCGCUGGAGUUCGCCUCCGUCCUGGUCCAGCUCGCCGUCGCCGCCAUAACGGUCGCCGUAGCCGCCGCCCGCGGCGAGCGCCCCGCCUGGCCCCUGAAAAUCUGGCUCGCCGGGUACUCCCUCGGGAACCUCCUCAGCCUCGCCCUCCUCCUCCAUCGCCUCCUCUCCCACCGCCGCCGCCCCUCCGCCGGCAACGAUGUCGAGCAGCCCGGCGGCGCCGCCGUGGAGGCGGCGGAGAAGGGGAGGACGGUGAUGGAGCUGUUCCACGCGGUGUGGUUCGUGAUGGGGAACAUAUGGCUGCUGGACUCCCGGUGGGUGUCGUCGGGGCAGGCGCCAGCGCUGUACGCGCUGGGGCUCGGCCUGUUGGCAUGGAACGCCGCCGCGUACGCCUUCCCGUUCCUCGUCUUCCUCCUCCUCUGCUGCUGCGUGCCGAUCGCCAGCGCCGCGCUGGGCUAUAACAUAAACCUCGCCGCCGAUCACCGCGGCGCCUCCGACGAGGACCUCGCCCGCCUCCCCCACUGGGCCUUCCAAGAAGCCCUCCCUCUCCUCCACUCGGUACCCGCACCCCCCCUCUCUCUCUCUCUAUCUCUCUAUCUAUCUAUCCAUCUAUAUUAUAUAUAUAUAUUUAUAUCUUUCUCGGUCUGCGUGUGGAUGGGCAGGAGUGCUGCAUCUGCCUGGCAAAGUAUAGGGAGAAGGAGGAGGUGAGGGAGCUGCCCUGCGCCCACAUGUUCCACCUGAGCUGCGUUGACCACUGGCUGAAGAUCAUCGCCUGCUGCCCGCUCUGCAAGCAGGAGCUGGAGAGGUGA
This is a messenger RNA of Spirodela intermedia, 995 nucleotides long. The record is from the annotation of a GenBank genome assembly. Lineage: Eukaryota; Viridiplantae; Streptophyta; Magnoliopsida; Alismatales; Araceae.